AUGCCGGAACUGAUGAUCUUCUCAACCAUCACCUCAGUCGAAGUAACAAAAACAUCAUUCAACACCAUCGACAUCUCUGAAUUCCGAGAGUCGGCUUUCGUUCCGGGGACACCUCGUCUUUUCAAACAACCAACGACAUCCUCAAUCAAGAGUCCCUUUCCCGCAUCAUCAAAAUGGUUCAAGCACGAUAAAGCCUUUCACCCCAAGGCCCUCACACGGGGGCCCACCGUCACGUUCGCCAGUUACAUGGACCAGUUUGCGCAUCACAUGCUGCCCUAUGAGCUAAUGAGCCCCCAGCUCUCUGAAGACACGAAUGUCAUUGUCAGUACAACAAAUCAGUUCCUUAACUGGCUUGCUUCGGGCUCGGACCCGAUAGGCGCGGUCCUGGCCGGCAUCGUUCAUGCCGCUAGUUACCCAGACGCCUCGGAGCCGCGCUUCUCCUCCUUCACCGCGCCCUUUCUGCUCCUUCUCAAGGCGAUUGAGUUCAACAGACUGCACGAGAAAAAACUCAAGCAGCUCUAUGUAGCUCAGGCCCAAAUACCCGACCUCCCGCCGGAAAUUCAGGAUGACCUCCCUGUCCCGCGCAUCGUAAGGGAGGCCGGCAAAGGCGAUAUUUACAGUUCGAGCGUGUGGCUCGGGUUGGAACCGACGUACACACCGCUGCACCGCGACCCUAACCCAAAUCUGUUCUGCCAGCUUGUCGGUGAAAAGGCCAUUCGUUUACUUCCCCCGUCGUCUGGGGAUCGCUUGUAUCGCAGGGUGCAGACGCAGAUUCAACAGUCUGGAAACAGCCGCAUCAGAACGACGGAGAUGAUGGAAGGCCGUGGGAGAGUCGUGAUGAACGCGGCCGUUUGGGGUAUGGAGGGCCCCGAGGACAUUGUGGAAGCCAGAUUAGGCCCUGGAGAUGCUCUGUUCGUCCCCACGGGCUGGUGGCAUAGUGUCAAGAGUGGGCAUCAUGACGGGCGACUUAAUGCGUCGGUGAACUGGUGGUUCAGAUAG
This is a messenger RNA of Colletotrichum graminicola M1.001, 999 nucleotides long. RefSeq names its product JmjC domain-containing protein. NCBI's taxonomy places the organism in Eukaryota, Fungi, Ascomycota, Sordariomycetes, Glomerellales, Glomerellaceae. Bases 1 to 999 code for a protein of 332 amino acids. The record is from RefSeq and is a predicted model, not a curated record. Gene Ontology annotation, molecular function: 2-oxoglutarate-dependent dioxygenase activity. The transcript is spliced from 2 exons.